AUAACUUCACAUCAACCCCGCGCUUUGGGACUGACCGCUUCCUCUCAACCUCGUUCAUCACUGGUCGGUCCGCCUGCCGUCCCCGUGGCCUGAGGAUCACCCGUGGAUCUCCCUCCUUCCUUUUCUCCUCCUCUCCUCUCCUCUUUCUUUCCUCUCGUUAUUUUAUCCUCCCAUCAUCAUCAUUAUCAUCAUCCUCAUCUUCUCCUUCUUCUUUCUCCUUCUCUUUCUCUUCUCUUGAUCUCCAUUCCCCUUCUUUAUUUUCUUGUUCUAUCCUAUAACUCCAACUACUUAGUGGCAGCGGUCUGCAUCUGCUCUCGUCUCUCCUCGCUACUGCCCCACUUGCUCUCCCUAUACCUCUUUCAUCAUGCAACCAAAUCACUACGAUUUCCUCGGUCAGGUGCAGCACGAAGACCCUCGAGUAACCGGUCGACUGACGCGAGACCACCAUCAGUCGUCGCGCGAUCAUCUACUUUCUCAGCAGUCACGUUCUCCCGCUGCCCGCGCCCCCACGAGAUCAGAAGAUUCCUGGAUCGAGGUCGCAUCUCAGCCCUCAUCCUCAUCCCUCUCCUCCGCAGGCACCAACGACGAUAUCAUCACAACCGGUCUUCGUGUUCAGCAGCAAGACCCCGGUCGCUACCAUCGAAGUCGACGACGACGGCUGCAACAACUGGCUGCCAUCACAACAGCUCAAGUAGACUACUCAUCCCGCGAACAAAGUAGCAGUCAAGACGAAUAUGAGGAAAGCGAGAGUGAAUCCGAUCAAGUGCUCAGCAGCUCUGAGGAUAUGAUGCGUCCGCCCGAGAGACCGCAUCCACUUCUAGUCCCAACAGGCCCGUCCCCGCUGCCAUCCGAUGCCCCUUCGGAAGAGGACGAGGAUGACGACGAUAAUUCCACAGCACUAGGCAUGCGCAUCAGCUCAUCUCCAUUCGUCCCUCAGCCCAACGUCUUCUCUCAUCCGCCAGCAUCUCAAGAUCCAUCUUGGACAAGGCCUAUGGAACGACGACACCGUUCGGAACCCAGUGAGGUGUCAAAUUCCAGUCGACGGACCGCUAUCAGGGCUCGGCGGGAUUCUCAGGCGAGCAUCCGCUCUGCUCGAAGAUCCUCUUAUCAGCACAGUCCAUACAACAUGAUUUCUCCGUCCCACCACGCCGAUCACGAUGCCGCCCUCCGCGCCAGUCUUUCUACAUUACUAUCCUGUGCCGCAGCAGCUCGGGGUCUGCCCAAGGCCGACAGCCAGCCAGUUCAGCCAGGUCCCUCGCGAGCGCCGGCACCGUCAUCAUUCCGACUGGUGUCAGAGUCGGUCGCGAUGGGGGAAAUCUGCGAAGAAGAAACGGCAGAAGCUAAUGCAGCAGCAAAAGUCCGGUCUCCGCGGUCCGGACCGUCCCCACCCCCCUACUCGCCCAGGAGCGUUCCGCCAGCGCCUGUGCGAGCCAAACGACGGUCCAGCCCGUCCAAGGAACGCAGCCAUUCGGCCAAAAAGACUCGACGAGGUAGCACCGUGGAACCCGUUCCCACCGCUAGCCCGACGAUCAUGACCUGGGUGAUCAGCGCUGGAGUAGUGGUGCUGUUCUCAGCUAUCAGCUUUUCUGCAGGCUACGUGCUAGGCCGCGAAGUCGGCAGACUAGAAGGUAGCACUGGGAUCGGUGCCAUGGGCGACGGUUCGGGGGGUCGAGUAGCCACUGGCUGCGGUCAAGAAGCUGUCCGGGGCAGCCUGAAACGCUUUCGCUGGGGGACCGGAACUUCUGCCUCCGGCAUCAUGGCAUAAAUUUGUUUUCUUCAUGGAGUAUCCUUGGCUAUGUUGACGAAAGACGUUAAUGGACGAUGGUAAUGGACUCUGGGUUGGUUGCAUUUUCUUUCUUGGGAUCAUAUUGGUCUCGAGGUUCGAUCCUUCUCAUCACGAUGCAU
Aspergillus saccharolyticus JOP 1030-1 is the source of this 1905-nucleotide messenger RNA. RefSeq lists its product as uncharacterized. The coding region runs from base 365 to 1765 and encodes 466 amino acids. Lineage: Eukaryota; Fungi; Ascomycota; Eurotiomycetes; Eurotiales; Aspergillaceae. The record is from RefSeq and is a predicted model, not a curated record. The transcript is spliced from 2 exons.